This is a messenger RNA of Hipposideros armiger (great roundleaf bat), 8926 nucleotides long. RefSeq names its product kinesin family member 26B (gene KIF26B). The record is from RefSeq and is a predicted model, not a curated record. The transcript has 12 exons. NCBI's taxonomy places the organism in Eukaryota, Metazoa, Chordata, Mammalia, Chiroptera, Hipposideridae. Bases 202 to 5397 code for a protein of 1731 amino acids. Gene Ontology annotation, biological process: microtubule-based movement. Gene Ontology annotation, molecular function: ATP binding; microtubule motor activity; microtubule binding.
AAUGUUUCAGCAGGCUCUGCUCUGAGAAUCCCCAGACCCCCAUGGAUUUUCGAAUUUCCCAGCCUUCUCUCCUUCACCUUUCCACUUUCUUACUUCCUCCUGAGAUGGCCCCAGAUCUGCAAGAGACAUUUGAGAGAAGCUAUUUAUUAACAGAUGGGAAGAAAUGGAUUCUGCACUUGAUUAUUUAGCCAUGAUGUGUCAAUGAUGGAUUGGAAAGCGGUAGCUGCCCAGAAGUUAAAUCUGUCUUCUAAAAAGAAGAAACAUCGACCUUCUACAUCUUCGGUUGCCGAGCCACCUCUCUUUGCCACCAGCUUCAGUGGUAUUCUGCAGACCUCCCCUCCCCCGGCUCCACCCUGUCUGCUGAGGGCUGUCAACAAGGUGAAGGAUACCCCGGGCCUGGGCAAGGUGAAAGUCAUGCUUCGCAUUUGUUCCACGUUGGCCCGUGAUACCUCAGAAUCCAGCUCUUUCUUAAAGGUGGACCCUCGGAAGAAGCAGAUCACCUUGUAUGACCCCCUGACGUGUGGAGGUCAGAACGCCUUUCCAAAGAGAGGCAACCAGGUUCCUCCUAAGAUGUUCGCCUUUGAUGCGGUUUUCCCACAAGAUGCUUCUCAGGCGGAAGUAUGUGCGGGAACCGUGGCAGAGGUGAUCCAGUCUGUGGUCAACGGGGCAGAUGGCUGCGUGUUCUGUUUCGGCCACGCCAAGCUGGGAAAAUCCUAUACCAUGAUCGGCAAGGACGACUCCAUGCAGAACCUCGGUAUCAUUCCCUGUGCCAUCUCCUGGCUCUUCAAGCUGAUCAAUGAACGGAAGGAAAAGACCGGAGCCCGUUUCUCAGUCCGGAUCUCCGCCGUGGAAGUGUGGGGCAAAGAGGAGAACCUUCGAGACCUGCUGUCCGAGGUGGCCACGGGCAGCCUGCAGGACGGCCAGUCCCCGGGCGUGUACCUGUGCGAGGACCCUAUCUGUGGCACGCAGCUGCAGAACCAGAGCGAGCUGCGAGCGCCCACCGCGGAGAAGGCCGCCUUCUUCCUGGAUGCUGCCAUCGCCUCUCGCCGGGGCCACCAGCAGGACUGUGACGAGGACGACCACCGCAACUCCCACAUGCUCUUCACCCUGCACAUCUACCAGUACCGGAUGGAGAAGAGCGGGAAAGGGGGAAUGUCUGGAGGCCGCAGUCGCCUACACCUCAUCGACCUCGGCGGUUGUGUGAAAGCCCUUAGCAAAACUCGGGAAGGAGGCUCAGGGCUUUGCCUCUCGCUGUCUGCUCUGGGUAAUGUCAUCUUGGCUCUCGUCAACGGCAGCAAACACAUCCCGUACAAAGAAAGCAAGCUCACCAUGCUGCUGCGGGAGUCCCUGGGGAACAUGAACUGUCGCACCACCAUGAUCGCGCACAUCUCGGCGGCGGCUGGGAACUACGCGGAAACCCUGUCCACCAUCCAGAUCGCCUCGAGAGUCUUGAGAAUGAAGAAAAAGAAAACGAAGUACACAUCAAGCUCCUCUGGGGGAGAGAGCUCCUGUGAAGAAGGUAGGAUGCGCAGGCCCACGCAGCUGAGACCCUUCCACGCCAGGGCCACGGUGGAUUCGGACUUUGCGAUCCCUCACCUGUCCAGUGACCCCGACUACUCUUCCAGCAGCGAGCAGUCCUGUGACACAGUCAUCUAUAUCGGGCCAAACGGCACGGCCCUCUCGGACAAGGAGCUCACUGACAACGAGGGCCCCCCAGACUUUGUCCCCAUUGUGCCGGCCCUGCAGAAGACCAGGGGUGACAGCCGGCCCACGGAGGCUGGAGAGGCCACGGCCAGCAAACCAGAAAGGGACUGCUUGAAAUGCAACACGUUUGCCGAGCUGCAGGAGAGGCUGGAUUGCAUUGAUGGCAGCGAAGAGCCCAGUAAGUUUCCUUUUGAAGAGCUGCCUGUCCAGUUUGGGGCCGAGCAGGCAAGCAAGUGUCCCCCGUUAAGCCAAGCGGGUGGGGCAAACCCGCUCAGUGAGUCUGAUAAGGAAGAUAAUGGGUCAGACGGCCAGCUGAGUGACAGAGAAGGCACUGAUUCCCUGGCUUCCAGGAGGCAGAGGAAUCACUCGCCUGUCCCUGCGGCCAUGCUCACCAACAGCCCCCCUCCUGCCUCACCUAGGAGUAUCCCUGGCAGCAGCAGCCAGCAUAGUUCUUCUCAGCUAGUGCAGAGCCCCAGCCUCCAGAGCAGCCGAGAAAGCCUGAACUCCUGUGGCUUUGUGGAAGGCAAGCCCAGGCCCAUGGGCUCCCCCCGGCUGGGCGUUGCCAGCCUGUCCAAGACCUCAGAGUACAAGCCGACCAGCUCUCCUUCCCAGAGAUGCAAAGUCUACACCCAGAAGGGCAUCCUGCCUUGUCCUGCCCCGCUGCCUCCCUUGAGCAAGGAUCCCGGCAUGGUACCCGGCGAGUCCCUGCUGCAGCCUGAGGUGCGUACCCCCCCGGUUGGAAUGAGUCCCCAGGUUUUGAAGAAAUCCAUGUCUGCUGGAAGCGAAGGGUUCCCCGAAACCCACGCCGAUGAUGAGCAUCAGGCAGCAACUUCUCCGGAUUCCAAGAAGGAGAUCGUGAGCACCACCAUGGUGACCGUGCAGCAGCCGCUGGAGCUGAACGGUGAGGACGAGCUGGUGUUCACGCUGGUGGAGGAGCUGACCAUCAGUGGGGUCCUGGACAGCGGCCGCCCCACCAGCAUCAUCAGCUUUAACAGCGACUGCUCGGUGCAGGCCUUGGCCUCGGGCUCCCGGCCUGUCAGCAUCAUUGGCAGCAUCAGCGAGGACCUGGAGUGCUACUCCAGCAUGGCUCCGGUCUCCGAGGUCAGCAUCACGCAGUUCCUGCCCCUCCCGAAGCUGAACCUGGACGAGAAGGGCCGGGAGGCAGGGAGCAGGCGUUCCUCCAUCAGCUCCUGGCUGAGUGAGAUGAGCACAGGCAGUGAUGGCGAGCAGUCGUGCCACAGCUUCAUAGCCCAGACAUGUUUCGGGCAUGGGGAGGCGAUGGCAGACCCCCCGGUCUCAGAGUUUGUCGGCAGCCUCCAGAACACCCCCGUGGUGUGUCGGGAGAAGCCGAAGGCGGGCCCUGAUAAUUUGCUCAUCUUGUCUGAAAUGGGGGAAGACUCUUCCAACAAAGCCACCCCCAUCAAAGGCUGUAAGAUCUCCACCCUGGGCAAGGCCAUGGUCACCAUCUCCAAUACUGCAAAUCUGAGCAGCUGCGAAGGGUACAUCCCUAUGAAGACCAACAUUACUGUUUACCCUUGCAUUGCCAUGAGCCCCCGGCAUGUCCAAGAACCCGAGGCAUCCAUUGCCACUGUUGACUCGGCCUCCAAAGCAGCCCCAUCCCAGGAGAGCAAGGAAACCGGUGCAAAGAAAGAGAUGACAUUUGAGGACCCCUGGCUAAAACGAGAAGAGGAGGUAACGAGAGAGAAUGCUUAUCCCAGUGAAGAAGAGAUGAAGUAUGAGAUUGCGACAGGCCCCGCCAAGCCUGAGGCCAGAGCAGAGCGGGAACUGGACAGGAAGGCCAGCCCCGGUGACAGGCUGAGCAGCAGCAGCGGUGAGGUGUCUGCCUCCCCCGGCACCGACAACUUCAGGAGGGUUGUGGAUGGCUGUGAGAUGACCCUGCCCAGCGCGGCUGCCCAGAGCCCUGCAUAUCCCAACAAAAGCCUGAAGUCCAGCAGCCUUCCCAGGGCUUCUCAGAAAGCCAGCCGACAGGAGGAGCUAGACAGCAUCUUCUACCACUGCACCCCGGAGACCAAUGGCAUUGGUAGCGCUUCCGGCACGCAGCCCUCUAAGGCAACCCUGGAGAGGAAGGUAGCGUCACCCAAGCACUGUGUCCUGGCUCGCCCUAAAGGGACUCCCCCUCUGCCCCCUAUCCGAAAGUCCAGCUUGGACCAGAAGAACCGGGCCAGCCCCCAGCACAGUGCGUGCAGCAGCACCAGCAGCCCCUUGAACCAGCCCACGCCCUUCUUAGCCAGCUUCCCGGAUGAGCCUAGCGGCAAGGCGAAGGAUGCCAGUAGCAGCAGCAAGCUCUUCAGUGCCAAGCUGGAGCAGCUGGCCAGCAGGACCAACUCUCUGGGCAGGACAACCGUCAGCCACUAUGAAUGCCUCUCGCUGGAGCGGGCGGAGAGCCUGUCCUCCAUGAGCUCCCGGCUGCACGCCGGCAAGGACAGCACCAUGCCCCGCGCUGGGAGGAGCCUGGGCCGCAGCGCCGGGGCCUCGCCCACCAACCCUGGCCCUCCACAGUCGCAGUCCGCCGGGGCCUCCCCCAAGGCCAGCCAGUCCAAGAUCUCUGCCGUGAGCAAGCUGCUCCUGGCCAGCCCCAAAGCUCGCAGCCUGUCCACCUCCACCACCAAGACGCUCAGCUUCUCCACCAAGUCCCUGCCACAGUCCGUGGGCCAGAGCUCCAACCCGGCCCCGAGCAGCGGCAAGCACAUGGCCUGGUCCACGCAGUCGCUGAGCAGGAGCCGGGGCUCCGGCCUGGCUGCCAAGCUGCCGCUGCGCGCGGUGAACGGGCGCAUCUCGGAGCUGCUGCAGGGCAGCGCAGGGCCCCGGGCCUUGCAGCCGCGGGCAGGGCCCGACGAGGAGCGCGCGGGGGGCCCCGAUGACAAGCCGGCAGCCGUGCCCCUGCUGCCAUCGCCCUACAGCAAGGUCACGCCGCCGCGGAAGCCUCACCGCUGCAGCAGCGGCCAUGGCAGCGACAACAGCAGCGUGCUGAGCGGCGAGCUCCCGCCCGCCAUGGGCAAGACAGCGCUGUUCUACCACAGCGGCGGCAGCAGUGGCUACGAGAGCAUGAUGCGUGACAGCGAGGCCACCGGCAGCGCGUCCUCGGCCCAGGACUCCAUGAGCGAGAACAGCAGCUCCGUGGGCGGGAGGUGCCGUAGCCUCAAGACUCCAAAGAAACGCUCCAAUUCAGGUUCUCAGAGACGGAGGAUCAUCCCAGCGCUGUCCCUCGAUACCCCCUCCCCCGUGAGGAAACCAGCCAACAGCACGGGGGUCCGCUGGGUGGACGGUCCCUUGCGCAGCGCCCAGAGGGGCCUCGGGGAACCUUUUGAGAUUAAAGUCUAUGAAAUCGAUGACGUGGAGCGGCUGCAGCGGCGACGAGGUGGCAAUAACAAGGAGGUCAUGUGCUUCAACGCGAAGCUGAAGAUCCUGGAGCACCGCCAGCAGAGAAUUGCCGAGGUCCGAGCCAAAUACGAGUGGCUGAUGAAGGAGCUGGAGAUGACCAAGCAGUAUCUGAUGCUGGAUCCCAACAAAUGGCUCAGCGAAUUUGACCUGGAGCAGGUUUGGGAGCUGGACUCUCUGGAGUACCUGGAAGCGCUCGAGUGCGUGACGGAGCGCCUGGAGAGCCGCGUCAACUUCUGCAAGGCCCACCUCAUGAUGAUCACCUGCUUUGACAUCACCUCCAGGCGCCGGUGAAGAGAGCCGGCCCGCCUCGCCAGGCCCCUGACUCCCCGCGGCCCCACAGCCAGUCACACGCACCACCAGGCCCCCCCUCUCCCCACCCGGGGCUGGUGGCGCUCAGAGACCACAGAAUGAGGUUGAAGGUUGGUGGCAAGUGUGGAGUGACGUUGAGUGGAAGGUGGUUUUUCUUUUAUUUUCUGUAGGAAAGGUGCAAACACCCGACAACGCAUGGGAGGAGAAAACGAUGGGAAGCCCGAGGGAUGUGGAAGCCCCGUGAGACUGAAAAAGCACUUUGAGGAACUUUCAAGAAUAUGUUUGUACAUAAGAACUGCUGGCAAAAGAGACCUCACCCUUCUCCUGGUUUUGCGAAAAAGGGCGAGGCGGGGACGUGGGAUGGCUGUUGAGAGCUGAAGCAAAACAACGAGAAUUACCCAGAAUGACUGAUCAAGUGCCUUGCAAACCUUUAUUAUUAUCCAAACAUGUAUGUUCAUACUUUCUUGUGUACAGAUGGUGCUAGUCGAGAUGCAAACAACGAAACAAACAAAAAGGAAAAUCAAACACAUUGUUGAAAUGUUAUUUACAGCUCGAGUUCUCUUGGCGUUUUCUCCUAUUUCUGACUUGCUCUUCCUAAGUUGUGUUUGUAGCGUGAUUUCCUAAUCAGUAUUGCAUACGAAUAAAUGCUAACCGUCUUUUAAGGUUCUCCUGGUAAGGCCACUCAAACAGAACAUGGAGACUUCACAGGCACAAGCCAGUGUGUCCAAAGGAGGUUGGAGCAGCAGGUGGCGCUCGCCGUCACCUCUCCCUGGGCCGCACCAGCUGGUUAACCCUGGAGCAGGUACACGUGAGCUUGAGAGAACAGGAGAGGAGAAAGGGGCUGCCUCUUUAAGGGGCUCGGAGCCUUUGUGACCCGGGCCCCGUGUGUCCUUUGUUCCAUAGUCAGUUUCCCCUCCAAGUCCUGACACACUUAUAGGUUCCUUUCCCCACACAUCCAGGGCUUUCGGGACCCUCAAAACAUUUUUCAUAUUCGCUUUUAUUCCAAAGACCCUGGAUUGACAGCUUGAACCAAUUCACCAGAGCCGUGAUUUUUGUUCUCUAGUUUGGUGAAUUUAUGAGAGCAGGGGGUUGUUCUCAGUUUAGAGACCCCCUCAGGCUUGUCUGUGCUCAGAGAUGAGUGUUGGGAUGCUGGGAUUGCACAGUUUUUCUGUUGUCCAGAGUGCUGCUUAGAUGGAAGAACUUCUGGUGCUCCCAUGUCUCAAAGCCUCCAUCCCAAGAAAGGACCAGUCUCGCCCCCAGCCUUGGCACCUGAAGGCAGAGGGAGGUUUCCUGUCACAUACCACACACCCUGCAGAGGCAGAGCGCAGCAGUUGUGCAUGUGGGUCUGCAGGUCUUGGCUCCCAGGAUCUUUGGACCCCAUUCUAAAGUUAACAUGUUCAUCCUUGUCACAAUUCACUUAGGGCUGAUUAUACCCAUGUUAGCGAUGGAAACGCGAGGCACAGAGUGGUCGAGGGAUUGUCUGAUACCAGUUGUGGGGCAGCAGGGGUGUCUCCUACCUCCCAGGCCCCUGCGGCCAGCCCGCUGAUGAGGUGCUCAGGGUUUUACAGAGCACCGUUUGUUUCUGCCCUCAAAUGCAGCAUAUCUCACGAGCCUAUUUCCUGGCUCGGCAGUCCCCGAUAACCAACUCCUCAGCCCCAGGGCUCCCCAAGGAAGAAGAAACUUUUCGUUUUUUUGUUGGUGCACCUCUGGACACAGGUGGCCCCCACACAGCUGGCUAGACGGCCAGCACAACUCAGUCGAAUUCAGUCAGUAGGAACCAAAGUCUUGUGAGCGUCACGGUACCCGAUCCUUUCCUGGUCAGAACAGAACAGGGCACAGGGGACCCCAUUCUCUCUGUUUGGAAAGUCAGCCACAUAGACGGGAGGCUCUGUGGAUGACCAGUCCAGCUUUGCGCCCUAUACGAGCCUGCCCCUAUGCACAAGAGCACAUGGAGGAAAUACGGACCCGAAUGUGGUGAGAGUUUACUCCAGAAUGGACCAUUUCCACUCUAGUUGAUCAGGUGCGUCUGUCUCCUUGGGGAGCAGGCUUCCCCAUCUCCUCACCCUAAACCCCCUUCUGCAGGGCCAGCUGAGGCUCGGGUACACAUCUGGUCUCAGCAAUCGUGUGAAUACAGCAACGUUAUGGAAGCAUCUAGACCCCAAGGAGUCCCAGUCUUUCAAGUGUGAGGUUUCCAUUUGGCAUCCUUUGUUGGUCUGAAAUACACGACUUUUUGAAAAGCCUUGAAUUUGGGGGUUGCCCAAGGUAAGUAUUCUAGUCUUUGUUGGACACAAAUUCACUUGAUUAGCAAUCAGUAGGCUUAGCUUUUGCCCCCGGCACAUCUUCCCCUCGCCCAAGGCCACCACGCUGAGCCGACUUCCUUAGCAGCUCAGCCAGGGGGCCCUGGGGCCUUUCCUGGAGUGAAGCUGAGUGGAAGCAUCUGCGGAGAUUUAAAAUCUCAUCAGUAGAAUCUUUCCUAGGGGAGUGGCCUCAGCUGGCCUCCUGCCUAAACCUGCUUUUAUCCAUUUGUAGCAACUUUAUGAGACAGUAAAAGGGUUGAAUGAAGCCAGGAGCCAUCUUGCCAAGUCAGCAUGGCUUCCCCAAGAUGCCACAAAUACUUUGCAGGCUGUCGGCUGUGGUGCAGGCCGAUCUGCGUGCAGGUUGUCCGUUCUGGCACUUGCUUUUUUUUUUUUUUAACCUGAGUAAACUGCAAACCUAUUAACAUACCAGUUGCUGAUUAACCAUGUGAAACAAUCAUGAAUUUUAUUCUGUGUUUGUUCCUAGUUCUCCCCAUGAGUUGAUCCUUAGGCUAAAGGGAAGCAGAUCUGAUCCCCCGAUUCUGAAACCAUCCCCAUCUCUAAAGAGUUCAGCCUCCUUCCAUGGUCAGUGCGAGGCAGGCCCAGGUCUCCUUCCGGUUUUGGUGACAGAUAAUCCAAGAAGGCAAAGGGAAUGUCAGAGGAGCCAUUUCCAUUUCAUUAUCCACUAAGGAAAGGACGAGAAUAAGGUUGAUUUGAAAUUAACAUUUAGACACAGAAGCCUUAACUCCUUGUCUGAAAUCUGCCCCCUCUCCAAGUGGUUUAGUGUGAGGUGGAAGGAAGCCUUAGCAGCAGAACAAAACUCAUCCAAAGACAGGAGACGGUGAUGUUAUUUCCCGGAGUAAAUCCAUACUGCAUUUCAUGAUGGCGUUUCAUGCUGCCACAAGCGAUAGUUUGCGUUAUCCUGGGCUUUCGGUCCCCACCUGAGAGCCGCACCCUUUGAUCUCCAUGUCCUUGAAUUCCCCGCCACGUCAUGGGGAAGCUGUCGCUAACUUUCAUCUCUUUCAGAUUUGAAAUUGAAACCCCAUCUGUUGUUUUUAUCUCUAAUUGCUAUUCUGAACAUGGGGAACUUGAGAUGUAAAUGCAGAGGUUGGUCCCACACAGGCGGGGAUCAUGCAAGGGACCCCAAGCUGGGGAGGCAAUAGAAGCUGGGAUUAACAAGCCAUGCAGCCCAGAGUGGGGGACAGGGCAGGCAGGAA